Messenger RNA from Klebsormidium nitens, 7356 nucleotides. NCBI's taxonomy places the organism in Eukaryota, Viridiplantae, Streptophyta, Klebsormidiophyceae, Klebsormidiales, Klebsormidiaceae. The record is from the annotation of a GenBank genome assembly.
CUUCCAGAAACACCAAGCUUGUGCACUCCAGGUUGCACGAUUCAGGCCUCUGUUUCGAAAAAGCAGGGCACGAGAAAAGGAGAUAAGAAAGUAGCGGCUUUUGAAGGACAUGUGACAAAACUGGUCAGAAGCGCUACAAACCUCUUUAGUUGACGCAGUGAGAGUGGGGCGACAGGACUAACUGAAGGCAUGAAAGAAUCGUAAAGGCCAUCUUGAUCUGUAAUGUCUGGGUUUGAAAUUGCAACUUUUUGGACGCUCUGAGAUUUUGCAAGGCAAAUGGCAAGGUGCCUGACUGGUUCUUGACCUCAGCCACCUCUGCCACUUAGUGUUCCACUCAAAACAAGUGCUUUUCAUCCAGGGCGUCAGCUGGAGCUUGCACUGAAUGACAACAAGCCAACAUGGAUCCCAGAAAACAGGGUCAUGCAGGCUCUGGCUCCAGGAGUUCCAAGCAAUUACCAAGGGUGGUGUGUCAGCAUUUCCAGAGGGGAACCUGCAAAUAUGGUGACACAUGCUUCAAAUCUCACACUCGUGAUCCUGGUUCUACGUCACAGGCGGGAGCCUCCUUCUAUCAAAGACAGGCCCAAAGCAGGGACUUCUUGGAAGUAGCUUUGAACCAAGCAGAUCCUUUCGUAGGCAGACCCGAGAUGAUGGAGAGGUUUGUGAGAGCCGCUGCCGAGAAGGAAGACGUAGCUCAGCUGCUUCUCUUGUUGGGAGACGAUGCAAAGUACGGGCGCAAGCACAUCAGAAGCAUCGCACAAUUUGCAGCGGAAAGCUCAGCCAGUGUCUCUGGCACAGGCCACUUCGAAAGGCUGAUCCUUCCUCUGCUCAAACUUCUCACCUCCCCGGGGUUCACCAACUCUCCGCUCACAGCCUGUAGCACCAAAGUCUAUGCUACUCUCUCCGAGGUCGAGGGACUCCAGGGCUACCUCAUAGACAGACUCAAGGAACUAGUUCUAGCCAGCGAGGGAAGAAGCAGCCCUAGCCAAGCACAGCAAGCAGAGCUCGAACCAGCGGUUGAAGCUGCUCAGACUGUUUCAGCAUACUUUCUGCAGAGCUGCAUGCUUUUCAGGGACAAGGUGCAUCAAGACCGGAUGCAGCAGCACGUGCGAGAUCUUGCGAACCUGGUGGACCAGUGCGUCACAGAUCUGAGGCCGCCAGGACACCUUGUGCGCCGCUUACAAGGCCCGCUGGAAAUCCUGCUGCGUAUGGUGGGCCUGGCCGACGAAGCCGAAGCGAGGUUCUCAAAGCAACAACAGCAGCUCGCGCAGAAGUCAGCGGCUCCCUCCACCGUCACGCAUGUAAAGCGCCGGUCACAAGGCCCGCUGGAGGUUCUGCUGCGUCUGCUGGGACUGGCCAACGAAGCCGACGCGAGUUUCUCGAAGCAGCAACAAAACCAAGCCGGACCUUCAUCAACUCCUAUCGCCGCCUUGCCCGACCUCGGCGUACCAGAAGACGGUCCCGGGCACCUAAGCGAAACCGGAGAGCCUCGACACGAUAACGACUUCGAAGAUUUUCGCGCCAUCCUCGUUGCCCCCACCCCCGCCGAGGUCCUCUCCAACCGGGAUCCCUUUCUGCCGGCCAACGUGCGCCCGGGGCUGCCGGGCAGCCAGCACCAUUUGCCUCGGGGGACUGUCGACCGGCACCUCGACGUGCACUUCCGCCUGCUUAGGCAGGAUCUGAUGGGGCCCCUUCACGACAAGACCGAUGGGGCGGGGGUGAACCAGGUGGAUGUGAUUCAUUACGACGAUGUGAGAGUGGAGUCGGUGAAAGGCAACGCGCACGGCGCCUGUUUCGUGCUGAGCUUCAAGGAGCUUUCGGGGGUCGGAAAGGGGAAACAACGCCGGUUGGAGUUUUGGGAGAACAGCUCGCGGCUCGAGUUCGGGUCGCUGGUGUGCAUCUUGCGCGCCGGCGUCGGCGCCGGAAACGCCCUCGGUCUAGUUUUCGCGACCGUCACGGAGAGGGACCCGAAGCAGCUGGCGGAGAGUCGGCCGUGCAUCGGCGUCCGUUUGUGCAACAGCCGGGAUGAGCACUCUGCCGGCGAGUUCAUCGCAGCGCUUCAGUCCAGAAACCAAACGGGGGGCGGGCAAGCGGACUCGGGGGCCAUUUUAGUAGAGGCUUCCGGGAGCUUCUUCUCAUACGAACCCACCCUGAAGGCUCUCCAGAGACUGACGGAGGGCAAUUUCCCCUUCUCGCGCUACAUAUGCCGGCAGCCCAACGAUGGCGAAGUUAAUGUAAGCGCUCCUGCUUAUCUGACGGGGACGACGUCUUAUGACCUCAGCUUCUUGGCGGGGGGUUCGACCGGUGUAACGGAGCAGUCCCGUCGAGAACUAGAAAACGUCCCGGUUGGAAGGCAGGGCGGUUUUCCAACCGGGUUGCUGGUGAAGACGACGUCCCUGGACGAGCCCCAGGCGCGCGCGCUCGCGGCCGCUCUUACCGAGGAGCUGGUUCUGAUCCAAGGGCCUCCUGGCACGGGAAAGACUUUUCUGGGCAUCAAGAUCGUGCAAGCGCUCCUCCGCAACAGCGGCUCCGCGCCCCGCGGCCGCGUCGCACCCCUCGCUGGCACCAAGCCGGCCUUAGGACCCAUUCUCUGCGUCUGCUACACAAACCACGCGCUCGACCAAUUCCUGGAAGGUCUGCUAAAAGCGGGGGUCCAAAAGCUGGUCCGCGUGGGGGGGCGCAGCAAAUGCGAGGCCCUGGCCCCCUUCAACCUUCACGAGCUCCGGCGGAAUGCGGGUUCCAAGGCCCGGGAGCAGAGUCGGAAAGAGGCCGAGUGCUUGGGGCAGAUUAGAAGGUACGAGGAGUCGUUCGCGCAGACGUCCGCACUGUCCGCGCGCGCGUUCCUGCACUGGUCCGACGUUUCGGACCUGAUCGAGAUGGAGGCCCCCGGGCUGUACACGUCGCUGAGCCGAGGAGCGGCCGAUGAGGAUUCGGAGGGGUUUAUCACGGAGGGGCACUUUUGGGACCGGUGGCUCGUCAACCCGGGGCAGAAACGAGCGGCAGUCAGGGCCCCCCGGAAAGAACCCGACCUGGUCAAGCCAAACCCGUUUGCCAUUCUGGGGGGGUUGGGCGAGUGCGGGCUUUUGAAGGGGGAGGAAAAUGUCCACGUCGAGGGCGCGGCAGACGCCGCAGAGGUGGGAGAAAAGAUGCAGGCAAUGCGUUUGAAAGGCGUCUCGGGAGUGGGAGAACACGGGAGCGGAGGAUCAACGGGGCCGCGUGCAAAGGGGGAUCCCUCUAAAAAGCGAGUCAAAAAGCCCCUAUCCAACCGGCCGGUGGAAGUUCUUCUACGCGAAAGGGACGCGUGGAGCCUAAGUAUGAGGGAACGAAGGAAGUUGCACGAUCGUUGGCAGCAGGAGCGAUUGAGAGUCGGGCGUGAGCAGCUUCUCGCGGGAAUUAGGCGCUACGAGGAGCUACGGCACGAGCUGCGCCAGACCUGGGAUCUGACCGACUUGCGCAUCCUGCAAGGGGCGCGGAUCGUGGGGAUGACGACCACGGGCGUCGCCAAGCAGCAGCAGCUGAUCCAGGCGCUCGGGCCCAGGGUCAUCGUGGUCGAGGAGGCCGCCGAAGUGCUGGAGGCGCACGUGCUGACGUCACUGUCAUCGAGGACGGAGCACGUUAUCCUGAUCGGCGACCAGGAGCAGCUGCGGCCAAAGACGGAGGUCUACGAGCUGUCCGUCGCGUCGCGCCGCGGCUACAACCUGGACGUCUCGCUCUUCGAGCGCCUGAUUGCUGACGUCAACUUCCCGGUCUACACGCUGACGACGCAACGUCGCAUGGCUCCCGCAAUCUCCAACCUGGUCCGGCAAACGGUUUACCCGACCUUGAAAGAUGCACCGAACGUAAUGCGGUACGGACCGGUCCCCGGGAUGUUCCACAACCUGUUCUUCUGGGACCAUGACCACGCGGAGAGGAGCCGAGACGCGGAGUCCAUAUCGUUCGCCAACCGAGCUGAAGCGGAGAUGGUGGUGGGGCUUGUGGCGUAUCUCCUCCGCCAGGGUAAGGCGGUCGGCGAGAUCACGGUCCUGACGCCCUACCUCGGCCAGCUGCGCCUGCUACGCGAACUCCUGUCGAAGCAGGUGGUGGUUCAAACCGAGGAGCGGGACGCCGAAGCGCUGCAGAAAGCUGAGGAAGCAGCGGAGGCAAGGGCAGGCGCAGAGGGGGAAGGCAAAGCGCCGCCAGAGGAGCCUGUGUGGGGCGCCGUGGUAAAGAGGACGACCGCGAAGGAGAGCGUCCGCCUGGCGACUGUCGACAACUUCCAGGGCGAAGAAAGCGACGUCGUAAUCAUCUCCCUAGUCCGGAACAACGAGAGAGGCUCCGUGGGGUUCGUCAAGGAGAAGAACCGCGCCAACGUGCUCCUGUCGCGCGCAAAGAAGGGGAUGUACCUCGUCGGAAACGCGGCGACCCUCGGCGCAAACCCGUCGGCCAAAAUGUGGCCCCAGGUCCUCAGGUUGAUAGCGGACGGCGAUGGAGUGGGGCCAGCGUUACCGGUCGUCUGCCAGAACCACCCCGAGACGAAGACGCUGAUUAAAGAAGCCAAAGACUUUCAGGAGCUGGUGGGCGACGGGGGCUGCUCGCUCAAGUGCGAGUUCCGGCUGCCGUGCGGCCACGACUGCCCGAGAAGGUGCCACGUGGACGACCCUCAGCACGUGUCCGUCCACUGCCCGAAGCCCUGCCUCCGGCUCCGCCAGGUCACGGAGUGCCCUCAUCAGCACCCGUGCCCUCGCCUCUGCGGCGACGAGUGCGGCCUCUGCCACGUGUCGCUCCCAGAAGUCCCGCUUCCCUGUGGACACGUGGCUAGGGGCGUGAGGUGCGCGGUUGCCCAAACCCCAGAAGCCAUUGACUGCCGCGAACUCGUCGCCGGAGCCAAAGUAGGUCAUUGUGGCCACGAUCUUCCCCCGAUCGCCUGCGCAGAAGUUCAGAAGCUGAAAACGGACCCCUCUCUGUGCCCGGCAAUUUGCGGCGCGUCGCUUGAGUGCGGCCACGAGUGCGGGGAGCCCUGCGGCAGGUGUUUGAACCGGACGCUCAGAAACCCCCAAACCCCGCGCGACGCUGACGCGCCGCUUCCCCAAAGGUCCAACCACGGGACGUGCAAGAAACCCUGCGGGCGCACGUUCGCCUGCGGACAUUUUUGCAAGCGCCUCUGCCACGCCGGGACAGAGUGCGGGCCCUGCCCCGAGACGUGCAUUGUCAAGUGCGCGCACAGCGCUUGUGGGCAAAAGUGCGCCACGCCCUGCGCGCCCUGUGCGGAGACCUGCCAGUGGGCGUGUUCACACCGCGGGGCAUGCACCGCCCCCUGCGGGGCGCCGUGCGACCGCCUACCCUGCGACGCGCGGUGUGAAAGGGCGCUCGACUGCGGGCAUCGGUGCCCCGGGCUGUGCGGGGAGGACUGCCCGGAGGGGCGGGUCGCCUGCCGGGAUUGCUCGGUGAAAAAUGACCACGUGGUCGACCUCGUCAUGAUGACGUCGCUGGGGGAGCACGACCCGGAGGAGGAGCCCCUCAUCACGCUCUCGUGCGGACAUCCUUACACCGUGUCCACCUUGGACGGGCACCUGGGAUUGGAGACGGUCUACGAGCGGAGUUCCGCAGGCGGAGCGGAAGCGGAACGCGGGGAGUGGCUUGGCGUGAAACCGCUGAGCGACAUGUUUCAGAACGUGAAGGGCUGCCCUGACUGCCGGGCGCCGAUCAGCGGCGUCAAGCGAUACGGCCGCAUCUCGAAGAAGGCGCUGGUCGACCAAGCGCAGCGGCAGUUCAUCCAGAACUCGCAGCGCCAGCUGGCCAACGUCUUCGACAGAGUCGGCACAGUGCGCGAGGAGGUGAAUGGGGUCGUGGCCCGCGGCGAGGCGCCGGCGCCUGCAACGUCGCAGGUUCUGUCUGCGCGUCUGGACCGGCUGUUUGCGGACUUCGAAACGAUCGCGCGAGAGUGCGCGAGGCCCCCCACGGUCAAAGUGUACGAGGCGACCCUGGCGAGCAUCAAGCGCGCGGCUAUGCACGAGGCGGAAGGGGGGAAUGAAGAAGGGCUGCUCUUGGCACGGGCGAAAGGGCUGGCCGUCCCACCUCCUGACGUCAGCGCCAGCUGCGAAGCCCUGAUUGGCCUAGGCGAGAUCGCCGAGCUUGCGAUGCGCUUAGCCGCGCACGCGGUUGUCCACCGGCCGACUGCGGGUCCUGGUCGGGGCAAGAUGGGCGACCCGAAAGACGAUGCAGAUCAGCGCUACAAGUCGGCCUUUCAGAGCGCCGCCAGUUACUUCUCGGGAGCGGCGCGCCUCGCGCGCGGCAGGAAGAACCAUUGGACCGAGGCACGCACGGACCUGGCGUCCGCGAGGCUGCUCGUGGCGUGGGUCAGGUGCACCGGGGCGAUCGUCGGGGCGGGAAGGAAGCCCGCGACGGACUUGGAGGGCCAGCUGGCAGCGCUGGCGGAGGCCCGGGAGCUCAGCGCGCGCGUCGCGGUCCACGAGAUGCGGUCCGUCUCCGAGAACGCGGCUUUGGGCGGCGCCGCGCGCGAGCUUCUUGAUGAGACGAUUCCGAAGUUGGUAGAGGCGGCAAGAGAGGGCUGGCGGGCGGAAGUUACGCUCGAAGAGAAGCGGGCGGUGAUGGAAGCGAUGGGGUUCAGGGCGAGGCACUGGUACGUUUGCCCCAACGGGCACCCGUAUGCCAUCGGAGAGUGUGGCGGGGCCAUGCAAGAGUCGGUUUGCUACGAGUGCGGCGCCCGGGUAGGAGGCCGAAAUCAUCAGCUUACAGCAGGCAAUCAAGCCUGGCAUGAAACGGCGGGGGUAGCUUGAGACCAUUUGGGUGGAGCCGCUUGUCAGGAUUACCUCCUUUGCUUGAACUCCUGGUGGACGGGUUAGGUUUUCCAAUUGACAUAAUGAGUUUUGAUACCAGUAGGGUCGUGUAAAAAACACAGAUACGCUCUUAUAUCAUGCUGUAGUGCACAUGCCAAUCUGAUAGAGUCGACGGUGUGCACCCACUUACGUACCCUUCGGUUAACAGUAGUAGUGGUAGUUUCCCGACUUACUUGGAAGUGCGUCCAGACCCAGUUUCAAGCAAAACUCCCGGCUCUUCAGUCGUUUCUGUAAAUAUAUUUAGCGGCCUAGGAUCUGGACCUUCAGAUUUGCCGUUUUUUUCCCCUAACGAUGUGGGAAUAGGCGGGCUAGCUUUGAAAAGGGAGUAGAGUUCAGUCAAAACUCAAGGACGGUCAACCCCCCUUUGCCGACGAUGAUCGACUGGAGAGAAGUAACGGAUCAGUUGCUCCAAAAUCAGAACUCCAGCAACCUUGGACCCUCAUGUUAAGCGUCUCGUGACACUUUUUUAGUUAAACGAAAUGGAAACCUGAAUUUUGUAUGCAAUCGAUCCGCUACUAGCUCC